ACAAAUAUUCCGCAUAAAUAUUCCGCAUUACAACUCCAGAGGGAGUGUUCUAUAAAGGGUUUCAGCCAAGAGAAGGAAAUAAAAAAUAAAAAGGGAAAAUGGGUUGUGGAAGAGUUUGGGUUAUGAGGUUAAGGGAAACGAAGGCCAGGUACUGUCAGGAUAAAGAACUGUCAAUGGUAAUAGCAGCUGAUUGGAUGGUAAAUGUAAAACUUCCAGAGUAUGGUCCGGAUUUUUUCAAAAAUAUAGCGGAAGAAUUUGAUUUCGAUCCCGUUGAAAGAAGAUAUUCUAGGAAAUUACCCAAACAAUUUCGAACCAACCCUAUUCUUCACCGCAUUGGCUUCCCUGGCGUUUCGUUUCUAAGGGUUCCACGUUUUGAUAUACUGGGAUAUUCUGAGCCAGUCAUAGUGUCAGCAGAAGAGUUGAGUGCUAUUACUGAUAAUUUCAGCCCAAGGAAUUUAAUUGGAAUAACUCAAUUUGGCAAAGUUUGCCGUGGAACAAUUGUUGAAAACUGGGAUCGAAUGAAACCUCGGCAAGUGAUGGUGAAGAUUUGGGAAAAUUGUUAUAGGACGCCGAGAUGUAUUAGCUGUGAAGAAGCUGUUGAUGUGUGCACUGUAUAUAACUUCGAACCACUGGAUACAGUCCAUAACUUGAUUAAAAAAGAUGAUUUUUCAUGGACUCAAAGGAUUAAAGUAGCCCUGGAGCUUGCUCGUGCGCUUCAAUGUUUACAUGGUGCAGAAAAGCCUUAUUUUGUUCGCAACCUUAUUCCAGCUCAUAUAAUAGUUGAUAAGAAUUACAGCCCAAAAAUAUUUGACUUCUGUCAAAUGAGUGGGGGAGUUCUUGGUAAAAUUACUUAUGGGAAAAGAGUUCUUGGGUUUUGUCUUGGCUAUGAGGAUAUAAAGCCUGAAGCAGUAGAUGAUCAAUCAUUAAUCUACCAUGAUGUCUUCUCGUAUGGUAACAUACUUCUGGGGUUAAUAUCUAAACAAGUUACCAACAUCUAUGAUGAUUUUAUGAUGGAUUUUAUUGCACAUGAAUGGGCACGGAAGGAGUACAAGCCUAAAUGUUCUCUUGUGCAUCCAAGUCUUGUAAAAGACUCUGGUUUUCAUGCUGAUGAUGGUAUUGCAAUAACAGAACUCGGGAUGCGCUGUAUUGACCUUGAGAUGGAUUGUCGGCCAAGCAUGAAAGACACGGUUAAAUCUCUGGAGGAUUUACGAAUAUGUGAACAGGAGGAUCUACAAGUCUGCAAGCAAGAGGAUUUACAAGUAUGUGAACAAAAGGAUUUACAAGUCUGCAAGCAAGAGGAUUUACAAGUUUGUUGACUCAUUCACGGUGCAGAUUACAUGUGAUAUGUAGGUUAUAUUUGCUCUAUUUUUGUUUAUGAUGUGAUCUUUGAGAUUAUAUCAUGUCCAUACUGGUUAUCGUUUGUCUUUUUUUGUUGCCGAUGUGAUAUUUGGGAUUAUUAAUCAUAUCCUGUCCAUUUAUUAAUGUAUUGAAAGUAGUGAAAUUGAAGUACAGUGGACAAGGUUGCGCC
Ziziphus jujuba (common jujube) is the source of this 1528-nucleotide messenger RNA. Its product is annotated as probable serine/threonine-protein kinase PBL11. The record is from RefSeq and is a predicted model, not a curated record. Bases 99 to 1316 code for a protein of 405 amino acids. The transcript has 6 exons. NCBI's taxonomy places the organism in Eukaryota, Viridiplantae, Streptophyta, Magnoliopsida, Rosales, Rhamnaceae.